Molecule: messenger RNA, 1793 nt
Organism: Pectinophora gossypiella (pink bollworm)
Lineage: Eukaryota; Metazoa; Arthropoda; Insecta; Lepidoptera; Gelechiidae
Gene: Snx17
Product: sorting nexin-17
Exons: 8
Coding region: 145-1587 (480 amino acids)
Biological process (GO): intracellular protein transport
Cellular component (GO): early endosome
Molecular function (GO): phosphatidylinositol binding
Source: RefSeq, a predicted model, not a curated record
UCUGUGGUCACAAGGGAAAGUGUUUUGAAACAAAGUGGGCGAAUUUAUAUAGAAGGCGCAGGAAAAUUAUCAAUUGUGUUAAUGUUUUUGUGAUUUAUUGUUGUUUUUCUUAAAAGUUGUUAUGCGUACGGAAGAAUUGUAAAAAUGCAUUUCUCUAUACCGGAUUUGCAGCAAUUUCACGAUGACAAUGGGAUCUCUUAUACGGGCUACAAUAUUUAUAUAGAUGGAUUUUUCCACUGCACUGCUCGAUAUAGACAGCUGCUUAGCCUGCAUGAGCAGUUGAAGGCUCAGAAUCCUUGUCUGAAGCUGCCGGAGUUUCCGCCGAAGAAGAUAUUCCUCACAAACUCUCUACUGGAGGAGCGAAGGAUCUUGUUAGAAAAGUACAUACAACUGGUGGGCCAAAACCCGGUGUUGGCAAAUUCAGAUCUUCUGAUCACAUUCCUAUUCUCAGCCCAACAAGAAACACAUGGAGUUCGAAUGCAUGAAGUUGACAUUGAAAUCUCACUUAUGAAUGGUUAUAGAAUACCACUCUCUGUAUCCUCUACAGAUGCUUCCAGCACAAUAUUAGAUAUUGCAUGUAAUUAUAUAAAUCUUCCAAAGGAGCUUGUCAAGUAUUUCUCCCUAUACCUUUUUAAUUGGAGUUGUGCUAAAGACGGCCAGCCAGCUUUAAAGAAGCUAGAAGAAUAUGAAUCGCCAUACAUAUCUCAGAAAUAUGUGCGACCAGAGGACAAAAUUGUUUUGAGGAAAAGCUAUUGGGAUCCAUGUUACGAUGUAGAUCUGAUGAUAGACAGAGUGUCCCUAGACCUCUUGUACCUGCAGAUAAUAGAAGACCUAGACUUGGGAUGGAUGACUGCUGAACCCGACACUAAGGACAUCCUGUCAUCUUAUGAGUCAAAGAAACAAAAGAGAGAGUACAUCGAACUGUCCCGAACACUCCGCCACUACGGCAGGAUACCCGCGGGGGAAGCGGUAACAGACUCGAGCAACGUGGCGGGGGGUGCACCAGGGGUCCCCAGUCGAGUGAGGGUGUCCCUCGCGUCCAAGGAGUUGACUCUCAUGACUGUCAACCAGCCGGUCCGGGAACAGCGGUACAAGGUCACCCGGAUGCGGUGCUGGAGGAUUACCACGCUUCAUUCAGUUGAACGAGCUCAAACGAACGGUCACGGGCCCUUGUUAGAGGACUCGAACAAAAACUUCGAGUUGUCGUUCGAGUAUCUGAUUAGUAAAGACAAUUUGAAAUGGAUAACCUUGCGGACUGAGCACGCUACGUUCAUCAGUGUCUGUUUACAGUCGAUAGUGGACGAGCUGAUGCGUCAGAAGAACGGCUCUGGCCCGGCGUCGCCCCGCGGCGGCAAGCGCGGCAGCCUCACCUACCUGCGACGCGACGGCUCCAGCCAACUGAUAACGCCUUCGUCUUCUAGCGACACUCUCAGCUCCACGAACGGUGAUUCAUACAACUCUGGAAGCUCAAGGGAAAUAUUCUCCGUUCAGAAACUGACUGAGAAAUUCGCGUCUGUCGCCUUCAAAUCCGGCAGAGAUUGCGUCGAGAACAACGCCUUCGAGGCAAUAGGUGACGAGGAGCUCUAAAGAUGCCAAUUUAAUUGUAAAGUCUCGAAUAAUCGAAUUGAACAACGGUCAGUGAUAACUGGGCGAAAUACCUAAUGACGAUUACGGCCAUUGAAGUUGGUAAGCUCGUAAAAAAUACUUAUUACACACUAAUAACAAAGAAAACAUAUCGAAGUUUAAAAAAAAAAACAUGCAUUUGGUUGGCCAGAAUGUCAGAAUGUGGCCUU